This is a messenger RNA of Acanthosepion pharaonis, 1494 nucleotides long. The record is from the annotation of a GenBank genome assembly. Lineage: Eukaryota; Metazoa; Mollusca; Cephalopoda; Sepiida; Sepiidae.
AUGCUCCUUUUCAAUGUGUCGAAUUUCUUCUUUCGAUUCAGUCCAUCAGCAUUGGAUAAGUCAUCGGUGAAUAUCUAUCUAUCUAUCUAUCAUCUAUCUAUCUAUCUAUCUAUCUAUCUAUCUCAUUCCAUUCGUAUCUCUAUCUAUCUCAUCCCAUUCGUAUAUCUAUCUAUCUAUCUAUCUAUCUAUCUAUCUAUCCAUCCAUCCAUCUAUCUCAUUCCGUUCAUUAUCCAUCCAUCUAUCUAUCUAUCUAUCUAUCCUAUCUAUCUAUCUAUCUCAUUCUGUUCAUUAUCUAUCUAUCCAUCUAUCUAUCCAUCUAUCCAUCUAUCUAUCCAUCUAUCUAUCUCAUUCUGUUCAUUAUCUAUCUAUCCAUCUAUCUAUCCAUCUAUCUAUCCAUCUAUCUAUCUCAUUCUGUUCAUUAUCUAUCUAUAUCUAUCUAUCUAUCUAUCUAUCUAUCUAUCUAUCAUCUAUCAUCUAUCUCAUUCCGUUCAUUAUCCAUAUCUAUCUAUCCAUCUCAUCUAUCUAUCUAUCUAUCUAUCUCAUUCUGUUCAUUAUCUAUCUAUCUAUCUAUCUAUCUAUCUAUCUAUCUAUCUAUCUAUCUCAUUCUGUUCAUUAUCUAUCUAUCAUCUAUCUAUCUAUCUAUCUAUCUAUCUAUCUAUCUAUCUAUCUAUCUAUCUAUCUCAUUCCGUUCAUUAUCUAUCUAUCUAUCUAUCUAUCUAUCUAUCUAUCUAUCUAUCUAUCUAUCUAUCAGUUUCUGUGUGGACAUACUGCCGGACUCUCCUCCUGUCUCUCUCUCCCCCUCCUUCUAUCUAUCUAUCUAUCUAUCUAUCUAUCUAUCUAUCAAUCUAUCUAUCUCAUUCUGGUCACCAUCUAUCUAUCUAUCUAUCUAUCUAUCUAUCUAUCUAUCUCAUUCUGGUCAUCUAUCUAUCUAUCUAUCUAUCUAUCUAUCUAUCUAUCUAUCUCAUUCUGGUCACUAUCUAUCUAUCUAUCUAUCUAUCUAUCUAUCUAAUUCUGGUCAUUACCUACCUAUCUCAUUCUGGUCGUUAUCUAUCUAUCUAUCUAUCUAUCUAUCUAUCUAUCUAUCUAUCUAUCUAUCUAUCUAUCUCAGAAUUUCCACUUUGCUCCGGCCCUGGGGAUCGAGCUGAGUUAAUAUUCGUUCUUUUAAUCAUCAUUUUCUUUCUUUCUUUCUUUCUUUCUUUAUUUCUUUCUUUCUUUCUUUCUUUAUUUCUUUCUUUCAAUGCUUAUCAUUCUUUUCUUUCCUUCUUAAUUUGCUCAUCGUCUUCGUUCAUUCGUCUUUUUUUCUCGCUUUUUUUGCUCAUUAGUUUCUUUCUUUCUUUCUUUUUUUCUUUCUUUCUUUCUUUUUUUCUUUCGUUCUUUCUUUCUUUUUUCUUUCGUUCUUUCUUUCUUUCUUUCUUUCGUUCUUUCUUUGUUAUUCGUCAUUUUCUUUGUUUCUUUGUUUCUUUGCUCAUCAUUUUCUUUCUCUAUUUCAAGUAG